AUGUUCCAACUAAGAAGCAUAAGAAAAAGAUACGCAAGGUAACCCUAAUAAGAACUAUAUUCCUCUCUUGGAAAGGAUAUUCAAAGCAGCUAAAGCGUGAUAGAUUAUUGUUCUUUGGCAUUAAGAAUUUUAUCAUAAAGAGACUAAAUGGGAAAGCCUUUCGAUCUUUUAAGAUUUAUUAUGUUCAGUAAAAGUUAGUUCAACAUUAUAGAGAUAGAAAUUUCAGUAAUCUAAAAAGAGAUGUAAUAAAAUCUUGGUUUAAAGUCAUUAAAAGAGAAAGGUUUCAGAGAUAUCAUCUCGAAAAUAUGUGCUAAGCCAGUAAUGAGGUACUGGGCUAGAAAUAUGAAAGCCAAAGUGUUUAAAGCAAUCAAAGAUAAUAUUGAAUAUAGAAGCUAUGUUAGAGAAUUGGGAUUUAAAACAUUGAUAUUUGAAUAAGAAAGGCUGUCUAAGAUUGGGUUCAGGGCUUUUAGAAAUAAUUUGAUUUUAAACAAAAGAGAAAAGAUAAUGAACAUCAAAGCAUUAAGGUUUUUCAGUAGAAUGUAUAAGAAAGUGGGUUUUAGAGGAUUUAAAAUUGCUAAGACUAUUGUAUAAAAUGCUAGAUCCUUAAGUUUUUAAGCUACUAUGCUGAAUUCAAAAAUAAAUGAAAGGCUUUUGAGAGAUAUUAUCGCUAAGUGGUUACAUAUUAAAAUAGAGAGUGCAGAUAAAGCUUCAAUAUUAGGAUAAAUGCUUUAAAAUAUCCUUUUCUUGAAAAGAGGCUUGUAAAUGAUAGCAUAUGCUAGUGAUUUUUAUAAGUAAGCUGAAUAGUGUAUGCAGAAGAGGAGAUUAAUGAACAUUCUAAAGUAGAACGUAAAGCAGAGAAAUUAAAUGAGAUAUUUCAUGAUGAUUUCUGAUUCAUCUUACAAUUAAUACCUAAAAAUCUAAGUACUUAAAUCUUUCAAGACGAAUCUUCACUAAAAAAAGAAGUAAUAAGAAUUACUUGAUUAGAAAUUGUCAAAAAUACAGUUGAAGUAGGCAUUUAGAAAUAUAAUCUAAUUUGGAAAUAUGAAAUGCCUAAUGAUGAGAUUAUCUGAAAAGAAGUAAGGCAUUCAGAUUAAGUAUGCAUUCUAAAGAUUUUUUAUUAAUGCUAAGCUUUAUGGACUUAAUGAUAGGUUAAUUUAAAAAAUCAAAGUCAGGUAAAGAUUUUUACACUGGAAAGAUAUUUGUUUUUAUGAUAAACGUAUAGUAAAGCUUAUGGCUAGAGCUGUCAAGCACAGAAAUAGAGUGCUUAAGAAGUAAUACUUUAGCAGAUUGAGGCUUUUGAUUCACCCUAGACUUUUUGUAAAGAGAGUCUUUCAAUACAUUCAGAAUAAAAGAUAUCUCUAAAAAGGUGAGAUACUGAUAAGUAAGAUGAGAGAUGGAAUAAUUUCAAACAGAGCCAAGGUUAUGAAACAAUAGGUAGGCUACAGACAUUACUAUUUUAAGUUAGCAACAAAGGUUUUAAUCAUACUUAGAGAUAACUAGCAACAAAAAUUCAUGUAAUAAUUUAAGAAAGAAAAAGCUCAAAGGCUUUACGUAACUACUCUGGCAAAGAAGAGCAUGUACAGUCUCUACAGAGUAGCAUACUAAGGAAAAUAGAAGAGAGUUUUAAUAAAUAAGGCAAUCAAAGAUAGACUAAGCUCUGUGCUUAGAAAUACCUUUUUAAAGUUGCUUGAAGUAGGAAUCUAUUGGGCAACAAUUAAAAGUAGAUUCGGCAUUCAACAAAGAGGAGGAAGAAUUUAUCUUGGAUUAAAAUAUGGUAUGAGAUGGAGGGCUAAAGUUUUAAUCGCUAAAUACUAUCGAUCUCAAAAUCAAAACACCUAAAAGCAAAUAAAGGUCGAAAACAUGAAUAAAUAAACAACAGAUCAAGUGAGAUAGCAAUUAAUCAGACUAUUGAACAAUCAAGCCACUAUAAAACCGCCUUUGCCUUAAUAAAGACCAUAAAUUGGAGUGAAUCAAACUUAGAUUUAAUAAUAAUCCCUGAAUAAUACUUAGAUGCUAGCUGCAAAUAAAUCACUAUCUAGAAUAAAAGAGAUAGAAUCAGAAAUCGUGAAUUUCAAGAAUAAAAAGCUGCUGCUAAAGGAGCUUGAAGAUCAAUUCAAGUUAAUGGAUGGCAAUCCUUAAUUGUAAGGACUGCUUAGAUAAAAGUACAACAAUCUGAGGAAUGAACUUGUUGAGUUACAGCCUAGGUUAGAUGAUGAAUAUGACUUUGGUAAAUUAAUCGUUUCUAAGCAAUAAUAAUGA
Molecule: messenger RNA, 2259 nt
Organism: Stylonychia lemnae
Lineage: Eukaryota; Ciliophora; Spirotrichea; Sporadotrichida; Oxytrichidae
Source: the annotation of a GenBank genome assembly